This is a messenger RNA of Caenorhabditis remanei, 972 nucleotides long. RefSeq lists its product as uncharacterized. Bases 1 to 972 code for a protein of 323 amino acids. The record is from RefSeq and is a predicted model, not a curated record. Gene Ontology annotation, molecular function: serine-type endopeptidase inhibitor activity. The transcript is spliced from 9 exons. NCBI's taxonomy places the organism in Eukaryota, Metazoa, Nematoda, Chromadorea, Rhabditida, Rhabditidae.
AUGCUUCUUUUAGUACUAGUUAUUUUGUUUUUCUUGGAAAAUGUUAAACCAGGUAAGGAACAUAUUGCUGGAGCGUGUCACGAUCCUUUAGUUUUUGGAACUACUCCCUGCAAUAAACAAUGGUCAAUCCGAUACCAUAUGGAUGUUCCGACUGAAACGUGUCUCGCUUUCAAUUUCACAGGAUGUGGGGACAACUGGAAUAACUUCGAAACAUCUCAAGCUUGCUAUGAACAAUGUUUGCCAGUAGAUCAUCACAAGUGCCCAGCAGCAAGCACAAUUUAUAAAACGAUAACAGGAAGAACAGCAUGUACGGAUGAUUGUGAUUGCGGAACCGGAAGAUAUUGUGAUAUUGGACAAGGACAUGGGCAUUGCUGUGAACAAGAAAUUAAAGACAAAGUUGACUCCGAUUACAAUCCUCCGUGCCCUCUUGGUCAGUCAUCCGUGAAACAAAAACUCAAUGGAAUCACGAUUCAACUUCUCGCUUUACCGCCACAAUGUACAGCACCAUUAGUAAUGAAUUCGAACGGGUCAGAUAACUGCAAGCCAAAACCGAAACUAAAGUUUCAUUUUGAUGUUUCGACUGCUUUUUGUAUGAACUUCCAAUCGAAUGAAUGCCUGAAAAAUGAAAAUAGUUUUGACAGUGUUGGUACUUGUGCAUCAACUUGCUUGAAAGAAAACUACAAAGGAUGCCCUUUCCGACGGAAUCCAGUAAUACCGUUUCAGUGUCGUAGCAAUAAAGAUUGCAAUCGAAACGUUAACAGCGAUCAGAAGGAUUUGCUCUAUUGUACACGAGAAGGAACAUGUUGUAAAAGUGCAGAUCUCGCAGAGCUUAGAUCUGUAUUCAACGUGACUUGUCCUCCAGGUCGCCAAAAAGUGCAGUACACUUACAAAAGCUCAACAAGGCUUCUUAUUGGGAAAAGUUGUGAUUCGAAGAUGUGUCCAGUGAAUUCCACUUGCCACAAAGAAAAAUAG